AACUACUUAUUGAUUUUCUUUCUGUCACGAAAAGUUGUUUUCAUCACUGUUGUUUCAUAAAUAAUUACUGAAAAAGCAGUCAAAAUGUGUGAAAAUCAUGUAAUAAACACCAUUUUCACGGAUUUUCAAAGAAAUAUGGAUACGGAUCAAGAAAUACGUGAGGUUAUUCGCAACAUUUGCAAAGAUGUUGGUCAAAUAUCGCGAGAAGCGACUACAGUUCUUCAAGUAAUUCACCAUAAUGAGGCUGCCAUCACACCAGCUUGUGUCAAGGCAAGGGAAUUAUUUGAAAAGGCACAAGCAGGCUACGCAAGACUGAAAGAGGCUUUACCCCCUAAUGAUUAUUAUAAAUACCAGGAGCAUUGGCGUAACAUGACACAGCGUUACUGCUUCCUCAUCGCGCUCACCAUCUGGCUGGAGACAGGCAUCCUCGCCACACACGACACUGUCGCUCAGAUAUUAGGCAUAAGUGUCAUUGAAAGGAAGACGGGCUUCCAUCUAGAUAUAGAGGACUACCUCAAUGGACUGCUGCAGCUGUGCUCUGAGCUGGCUCGCCUGGCAGUCAACUCAGUAACUCGGGGCGACUAUGAGAAACCUCUGCAGAUCUCUAAGUUUGUCAUGGAGUUAAAUGCAGGGUUCAGAUUACUGAACCUAAAGAACGAUCACCUGCGCAAACGCUUCGACGUUCUGAAAUACGACGUGAAGAAGAUAGAAGAAGUUGUCUAUGAUCUCAGUAUUAGAGGCUUGCGUCCCAAACCCGAGCCUACUAUCUAAGUGUACUCUUAGUUCUCAUUGUAAAAGUAUUCAUUAAUUAAAAAUUUAAUACUACUUAAAAAUAAUAAUAAAUGAUUAUGCGGUA
Messenger RNA from Helicoverpa zea (corn earworm), 856 nucleotides. RefSeq names its product translin (gene trsn). Gene Ontology annotation, molecular function: sequence-specific DNA binding; RNA binding; single-stranded DNA binding. The transcript is spliced from 7 exons. The record is from RefSeq and is a predicted model, not a curated record. The coding region runs from base 85 to 771 and encodes 228 amino acids. Gene Ontology annotation, cellular component: cytoplasm; nucleus. Gene Ontology annotation, biological process: RNA metabolic process. NCBI's taxonomy places the organism in Eukaryota, Metazoa, Arthropoda, Insecta, Lepidoptera, Noctuidae.